CCAAAACACUGUCCCCCUCCCCCCUCCUCCCCCGUUCAAAAUGGCAGCUUUCAGCAGUGAUGGACAGCGUUGCAUUGAGCAACAAGUCGGACCAAUAAAUGUUAGUCCAACUCCAUUGAACGAACUUCGCAGUGCCUAUGAAUUAGAUCGCUGUGAUUCUUGGAUUCAAACCAACCAUUACUCGAAGGUUUGUCUUCAGUUCCCAGAUGAGCUAUUAUGUGAUGCACCCGACAUUGUUCUUAUCCUGCAGAACUCCUCUGGGGCCCACUGUUACAUCCUUGGUGAUACUUCUUAUGGCAGCUGCUGUGUCGACGAAGUUUCUGCUGAACAUGUCCAAUGUGACGGAAUUAUCCACUUUGGUCAUGCAUGUCUCAGCCCAACUAGACGACUCCCUGUUUUGUAUAUAUUUCCUAAAAAUCCAUUUGAUGUUGAAAGGCUGUGCAGUGCCGUGAAUGCAACUUUUAAGGACAGAAAAUCAAAACUUCUGUUUAUUUAUGAUGUUACUUAUGCUCACAAAAUAGAUGAAGUCUACGAUACUCUGUCAUGUUUAUAUCCAAAUCUGGUGACUGCCUACCCAAAUGUGAGUAGUUGCCAUACCAAAGAAGGGAAAGAACAACAGCAAGUAUGCCUGGGAAGUCGAUUUUGUAUUCCAGAAGGAACAUCUUUGGAUGAUUACAAUGUGUUAUUUAUUGGCAAGGAUGGCCGAACAUUUACUAACUACUUGUUAGAAUUUGGUGCAGACUGCAAAAUAUUUCGCUAUGACCCUGAUGAACCAGUGUCAGUUAUUGAAGCAGCAGAUGGAAAAAUUAGCAAGUUCCUUAUGAAACGUCUCCAUUUAGUUGAAAGGGUAAAAGAUGCAAAAACACUGGGCAUACUUAUUGGAACUCUUGGUGUGGAUGGAUAUUUGGAUGCAGUUGAUCAAAUAAAGAAUCUCGCAAAGAAAGCAGGAAAAAAGACAUACAUAUUUGCUGUUGGCCGUCCAAACAUUCCUAAAUUAGCAAACUUUCCAGAGAUUGACGUUUUUGUCCUUGUUGCUUGUCCUGAAAACUCGUUACUGGACUGGAAAGAUUUUUAUCAACCUGUUGUAUCUCUUUAUGAAGUUGAAUUGGCCUGCAACACUCUGCGGCAAUGGUCUACAAAAUAUGUCUCGGAUUUCCGGCAACUUCUUUUGGGAGGAAAAGACCAUGUACAGCUACCAGAAAUUUCGAUGGAAAAUUUUUCAGAUGUGUCAUUGAUAACGGGCAAAGUUCGUAAUGUAGAUAUUACCAAUAUUGCCAGUGCUGAAAGUGAUUCUUCUAACCGAAGUAUCACAGAUCGUGGGGAUCUAACAGUUUGCUUGAGCACAGGAAGUGAGUUUUUGGUUAAUCGGACUUGGCAAGGUCUGGAACAAAAUUUAGGCCAAAAUCCUGUCGAACUAGCUACUUUAGGCAGGAGUGGUAUAGCCAGCAGCUAUCAUUCCGAACCUGUGCAAAGAGAUGCUGAUUAAUUUUUCAUUGCCCUUCAGGACUGUUCAGUGCCAUACUCUGUAUUUUUGUCUUUUAUUGUUAUGAUUUGUUGUUUGACUUUGAUCCCCUCACUAAAAUAUUUACAUAUAUCAAUUCAAAUUAUAGCUAUGUCUAUUUCAAAGUAGGGGUCUGAAUUACAAAACUAUUGAUCAA
Messenger RNA from Thrips palmi, 1658 nucleotides. It is a transcript of the gene Dph2, whose product is annotated as 2-(3-amino-3-carboxypropyl)histidine synthase subunit 2. The record is from RefSeq and is a predicted model, not a curated record. Gene Ontology annotation, molecular function: 2-(3-amino-3-carboxypropyl)histidine synthase activity. Bases 41 to 1486 code for a protein of 481 amino acids. Gene Ontology annotation, biological process: protein histidyl modification to diphthamide. Lineage: Eukaryota; Metazoa; Arthropoda; Insecta; Thysanoptera; Thripidae. The transcript is spliced from 7 exons.